AUGGAAGCAUCGUACGCAGCGCUGCGUGAAGACUUCUUGUAUCUUACGAAAGAACCUAGAGGUUGCAUACGAGAUCGGUUGACGGAAAUGGUAGCAGCCAUAGCGAAAGUGAGAGAAAAAUGUGCAGUGGUAAGGUCGACCGAAUGUGGGCCCACUGUUAAGAAACACCGAGCGGAAUUAUCAGUGGUAGAUCGCGUGCCGAUUUCCUCAUCUAUAAGUCUAGCUAAAAAUCCCGUGUGA
Molecule: messenger RNA, 240 nt
Organism: Necator americanus (New World hookworm)
Lineage: Eukaryota; Metazoa; Nematoda; Chromadorea; Rhabditida; Ancylostomatidae
Exons: 3
Coding region: 1-240 (79 amino acids)
Source: RefSeq, a predicted model, not a curated record